AUGACCAUCAGCCUCCAAGCCCCGCCCUAUAUGACCAUCAGCCUCCAAGACCCACCCAAUAUAACCAUCAACCUCCAAGCCUCACCCUAUGUAAUCAUCAACCUCCAAGCCCGGCCCUACAUAACCAUCAGCCUCCAAGCCCCACCCUAUAUGACCAUCAGUCUCCAAGCCCCACCCUACAUAACCAUCAGCCUCCAAGCCUCACCCUAUGUAAUCAUCAACCUCCAAGCCCCGCCCUACAUAACCAUCAGCCUCCAAGCCCCACCCUAUAUGACCAUCAGCCUCCAAGCCCCGCCCUACAUAACCAUCAGCCUCCAAGCCCCACCCUAUAUGACCAUCAGCCUCCAAGCCCCACCCUAUAUGACCAUCAGCCUCCAAGCCCCACCCUACAUAACCAUCAACCUCCAAGCCCCACCCUAUAUAACCGUCAGCCUCCAAGCCCCACCCUACAUAACCAUCAGCCUCCAAGCCCCACCCUAUAUAACCGUCAGCCUUCAAGCCUCACCCUAUGUAAUCAUCAGCCUCCAAGCCCCACCCUAUAUAACCGUCAGCCUUCAAGCCUCACCCUAUAUAACCAUCAACUUUCAAGCCCCACCCAUAACCAUCAGCCUCGGAGCCCCGCCCUACAUAUCCAUCAGCCUCCAAGCCCCGCCCUACAUAUCCAUCAGCCUCCAAGCCCUGCCCUAUAUAACCAUCAACCUUCAAGCCCCACCCAUAACCAUCAGCCUCCAAGCCACAAGUUUCAGCAAGCUUCAGCAAGCUAAAAGUAAACUUCUGCGUUUGUGUUCAUCAGCCACAAGUUUAGCAAGCUUCAGCAAGCUCAAAGUAAAAUUCUGCGUUUGCGUUGAUCAGCCUCAAGUUUCAGCAAGCUUCAGCAAGCUCCAGCAAGCUCAAAGUAAAAUUCUGCGUUUGCGUUGA
This is a messenger RNA of Haliotis rufescens (red abalone), 918 nucleotides long. Its product is annotated as SH3 domain-containing protein C23A1.17-like. The transcript is spliced from 2 exons. The coding region runs from base 1 to 918 and encodes 305 amino acids. The record is from RefSeq and is a predicted model, not a curated record. NCBI's taxonomy places the organism in Eukaryota, Metazoa, Mollusca, Gastropoda, Lepetellida, Haliotidae.